Molecule: messenger RNA, 1692 nt
Organism: Theobroma umbraticum
Lineage: Eukaryota; Viridiplantae; Streptophyta; Magnoliopsida; Malvales; Malvaceae
Gene: HCAR
Product: coenzyme F420 hydrogenase family / dehydrogenase, beta subunit family
Biological process (GO): chlorophyll cycle
Cellular component (GO): chloroplast
Molecular function (GO): 7-hydroxymethyl chlorophyll a reductase activity
Source: RefSeq, a predicted model, not a curated record
UCGAGCAUCUGUUUCCGAGUUUCUGUUAGCUGGGCUGGCUGCCAUGACUUCACUUAUUUCCAGCUUCUCACGACCCAUCUUCUCUUCUGCUUCUUCUUCUUCAUCCUCUUCAAAAGAAUCAGACUCCAAUGCGAAGAAAACAGUUAAGCUGAGAGAGGACUGGCGGAAACGCUCUAAGCCUAUACCACCAGGAGGUACCUAUCCAGCCAAAGACCAUUGCAGUCGGUGUGGGUUGUGUGAUACAUAUUACAUUGCCCAUGUAAAGGAUGCUUGUGCUUUCUUGGGAGAUGGAAUGUCCAAAAUUGAAAGCUUAGAACCUGUAGUUCAUGGUAGAGGGAGGAAAUCAGAUUCCUUGGAUGAGACAUAUUUAGGAGUGUAUGAAAAGCAGCUAUAUGCUCGUAAAACUAAGCCAGUAGAAGGAGCUCAGUGGACUGGGAUAGUUACAACUAUUGCAAUAGAAAUGCUCAAAGCAGGCAUGGUUGAGGCUGUUAUUUGUGUUCAGAGUGAUCCAGAUGACAGACUGUCACCAAGGCCCAUUUUAGCUAGGACACCAGAUGAAGUUUUAGCUGCUAAAGGAGUCAAACCAACGUUGUCUCCUAAUCUGAAUACCCUUGCCCUGGUUGAGGCUGCUGGGGUGAAACGUCUCCUUUUCUGUGGUGUGGGAUGCCAAGUGCAGGCAUUAAGGUCUGUGGAGCACCAUCUAAAUUUGGACAAGCUUUAUGUGUUAGGCACCAAUUGUGUUGAUAAUGGAACUCGAGAAGGCCUAGAUAAGUUUCUAAAGGCAGCAAGUAGUGAACCAGAAACUGUUCUGCAUUAUGAGUUUAUGCAAGAUUACAAGGUCCACUUAAAGCAUUUGGAUGGCCGUAUUGAAGAGGUUCCUUAUUUCUGUCUGCCAGCAAACGAGUUAGUUGAUGUUAUUGCUCCAUCUUGCUAUAGCUGUUUUGACUACACGAAUGCAUUAGCGGAUCUGGUGGUUGGAUACAUGGGCGUUCCAAAAUAUUCUGGAAUCAGCAUGACACAGCACCCACAAUAUGUUACAGUCAGAAAUGAACGUGGCAGAGAAAUGCUGAGUUUGGUAGAGAACCUUUUGGAGAUCACUCCGACAACUAGUAGUGGUAAUCGGCAACCAUUUGUUAUGGAGACUGUUAAAGCAGAUGAUGAUGCUAAGUUCAGAAAGGGUCCUUCUCAACCUGCCCCUAUGUUUAUUGGGAAUUUGAUAGCUUUUUUGCUAAACUUGAUUGGGCCAAAGGGUCUGGAAUUUGCCCGUUAUUCACUUGAUUACCACACUCUAAGGAACUAUUUGUAUGUGAACCGCACCUGGGGAAAACAAAGAGCUGAUAAGCAUAUUCCUUCGUACGCAAAGAAAAUUGUGGAUGCAUACAACCAGAACGGUCAGAUUGAUCAAAUGCUUACCCGGAAGUAACCUCUAGAUGGUGAAAAUGCAUGCAAUGUGGGUAUUUAUGAGGGUAUAAAAAAAUUUUCCUUCCAUGGUGUGACAUACAAAUUUAUGUGAAUGAGAAUGCUAUUUUAUAUGAUGAUAUUGUGAUCUUGGUGAAGUCAUAUGUAGAUUAGAUGUCUUUGCCUCGAGACCUGUUAGUUGACAAAAGUAUCGGUUUUCCCUGGUAUAACAAUAUGUUAUGUUUGGUAGCCAAUGUACCUUCUUUCUUUGUAUCCUCCUGUGUUGCGUGGCAA